AUGGUGUUACGGGCGCUCGAGUUCUCGGAUUCGAUCUCCGACUCGCCGUGGUUUCGACAGAAUUUGCACGACCAUGAAGUGGCACUGGACGACGCCUUCAAGAACAUCAAGCUAAUUGAGAAUCAGUGCAAAGAUUUGAUUGCGUGCACCAAAAAACUUUCGACAGCACAACGGGCAUUCGCAAAGACGUUAAGCGAGUUCAAAAUUGAAACAGUUGGAACAAAUCAAACAGAUGAUGAGCGAUUUAUUGCAACAUGUCUGAAAGAAUUUGCUUCACUGAUCAACCAAGUGGAAGAUGAACGAAUGAAACUUGUAGGCCAAGCCGAAGAAAGUUAUCUGGAACCAAUUAAAAAGUUUCGAACGGAAGCAAUCGGAAAAACCUUGAAAGAAGAGAAAAAUAAAUAUGAUAAAGAAAGUAGUAAAUUUUAUUCAACACUUGAGAAGCAUCUUCAUCUCAGUACAGUUCGAAAAAAUGAUUUCCGAGAAGCUGAUGCUCAAUUAGAAACUCAGCAGAAAAACUUCUUUCAAGCCUCCUUGCAGUACGUAGCAGAAGUCCAGUCAGUUCAAGAGAGAAUGCGAUUCGAGUUUGUAGAAACUUUAGGAUCAUAUGUGUAUUCAUGGCUCUCAUUUUUUCACGUUGGGAGCGUAAUUCAUCAAGAUUUCAAACCAUUUCUAGACAAUGUUCAGACAAAGGUGUUAAAGACCAAAGAGAACUAUAUGGCCACAAAUGCCGAAGCAGAAGAACUGAAAAAGAAACUCCUCGCAUCGCAUACAAAACCCGGGAAUGAUGAGAGACGACCGACGCCUUCCAUCAAGCAAGGCUACGUAUACAUGCAGGAGAAAAGCAAGAUUCCAAAAACGAUUGGACGAGAUGUACUUGGCAGAUGGACAAAAUACUAUUGUGUUUAUUCACGAGAAACUCGAAUUUUUACAAUGGUCAGCGCCAAUUCAGCUACAAAAACGGAUAUGAAAAGUGCAGUGGCACAGACGGCGACGUUCAAGUUCAAAUCUUGCUCUAAAAGGCCCAUGGAUACUAUUGAUAAGAGAUUCUGCUUCGACGUUUGCGUGGAGGAGAAGAACGACGUGAUGACGAUGCAGGCUCUCUCUGAAAAAGACCUAGGUGAAUGGAUCGAUGCGAUGGAUGGUGCCAAGCAGAAUUCGUAUACAGCCGGAGAGAAUCCAUCGUGUUCCACCUACAAACAGAUUGCUAGAAUAUUGUUGACUCUCGUGCCUCUAUCAGGAGUACAAUCGAAAACUUCGAACAUUUAA
Messenger RNA from Caenorhabditis remanei, 1269 nucleotides. RefSeq lists its product as uncharacterized. The transcript is spliced from 10 exons. Lineage: Eukaryota; Metazoa; Nematoda; Chromadorea; Rhabditida; Rhabditidae. Gene Ontology annotation, cellular component: cytoplasm. The record is from RefSeq and is a predicted model, not a curated record. The coding region runs from base 1 to 1269 and encodes 422 amino acids. Gene Ontology annotation, molecular function: GTPase activator activity; protein binding.